CCCGAAUCCCUAAUGGAGGUCGAGGAUUGGAUCCCUCAUCCGGACAUUCUAACGGAAGGAAGCAGCCAAUCCCAGCCGAAGUUGGCUCCGUUAAUGGGCUCGCCCUCCCAAGCUGGUGAUCGAGAUCCACGCGGUCGAAAAAAUCCCCUCAAGAGCAUGCGGCCAGGCAAAAAGUCGAAGUAA
Dibothriocephalus latus is the source of this 183-nucleotide messenger RNA. Lineage: Eukaryota; Metazoa; Platyhelminthes; Cestoda; Diphyllobothriidea; Diphyllobothriidae. The record is from the annotation of a GenBank genome assembly.